UGGUCUGCAGCAACAUGGCACCAACUGUCCUUCUCUCCUGCCUCCUGGCCCUGUUGGUGGCAGGUCUGGCCCAAGGCACCAAGGAUUCCUUCAGGGUCCAGGAUCCAGGUCCCCGGCCACUGGAGCUGAGAGAGGUCUUCACUUUGUUCCAGAUCCAGUAUAAUCGAAGUUAUUCAAACCCAGCAGAGCAUGCUCGCCGCCUGGAUAUCUUUGCCCGCAACCUGGCCCAGGCUCAGCGGCUACAGGAGGAAGACUUGGGUACAGCCAAUUUUGGGGUGACUCCUUUCAGUGACCUCACAGAGGAAGAGUUUGGCCAGCUGUAUGGGAAUCAGAGGGCAGAUGGAAAAGCCCCCAGUGUGGACAGAGAGACAGGAUCUGAUGAGUGGGAGGGGUCAGUGCCCUCAACCUGUGACUGGCGGAAGGCACCGGGUGUCAUCUCAUCUGUCAAGUACCAGGAAAACUGUCUCUGUUGCUGGGCCAUGGCAGCAGCGGGCAACAUCGAAGCCCAGUGGGCCAUUAAACACAAAGAGUCUGUGGAAGUCUCUGUGCAGGGUAUGGCUGGAAGAGGGCUCAUGUGUGCCAGUGGGGGGUUGGGACCUGGGGCUUGGUCACUCACAUUGUCCCUACUUUCACCAGAGCUACUCGACUGUGGCCGCUGUGGGGAUGGCUGCAGGGGCGGCUACGUCUGGGAUGCGUACAUAACUGUCCUCAACAACAGUGGCCUGGCUAGCGAAAAAAACUACCCAUUCCAGGGGGUGGUCGGAAAGAAGUGCCAGGCCAAGAAGUACAAAAAGGUGGCCUGGAUCCAGGAUUUCAUCAUGCUGUCGGACAACGAGCAGAAAAUUGCCUGGUACCUGGCCACUGAGGGCCCCAUCACUGUGACCAUCAACAUGAAGCUAUUGCAGCAAUACAAGAACGGUGUAAUCAGGGCCACACCAACCACCUGUGACCCUCAACAUGUGAACCAUGUUGUCCUGCUGGUGGGUUUUGGUAAGACCAAGUCAGUGGAGCGGAGGCGGGCAAAGGCAGUCUCAUCCCAGUCUCAUUCUCGUCAGUCCACCCAAUACUGGAUUCUGAAGAACUCCUGGGGGGCCAACUGGGGUGAGGAGGGUUAUUUCCGGCUGCACCGAGGGAGCAAUGCCUGUGGUAUCACCAAGUACCCGAUUACUGCCCGAGUGGGUAAACCAGACAAGAAGCAGCGAGUCUCCUGCCCUCGCUAAGCCCGCCCCUCAGCUCUCUCCUGCUAUGCCAGCUGCCUCCUUGCUGGUUGAGCCCCAAAGUCUUCUCCUGUCCUCCCAAUCUUCUUGCUAGGAGUUGAAUAAACAAACAUAAGAUUCUG
Messenger RNA from Molossus molossus (Pallas's mastiff bat), 1339 nucleotides. It is a transcript of the gene CTSW, whose product is annotated as cathepsin W. Bases 15 to 1220 code for a protein of 401 amino acids. Gene Ontology annotation, molecular function: cysteine-type endopeptidase activity. The transcript has 9 exons. Gene Ontology annotation, cellular component: lysosome. Lineage: Eukaryota; Metazoa; Chordata; Mammalia; Chiroptera; Molossidae. The record is from RefSeq and is a predicted model, not a curated record.